Messenger RNA from Homarus americanus (American lobster), 1852 nucleotides. Its product is annotated as methyltransferase-like protein 24. The coding region runs from base 26 to 1003 and encodes 325 amino acids. Lineage: Eukaryota; Metazoa; Arthropoda; Malacostraca; Decapoda; Nephropidae. The transcript has 7 exons. The record is from RefSeq and is a predicted model, not a curated record.
GACGGCAGGACGGGGGAGGGCAACUAUGGCACGGAUACACUUCAAAGUGACGGCUCUGGCAGUAUAUCUUCUGGCGCUCGCUGUCUACAGCACCUUAAUGCUUAUAUCCACCCUCGAGUCUGACCUGCGACACCAAGACCAGGAUCAUCAGCACGACCUAAAGAGCUACGAGGGGCAGGUGAACGAAGCGGCCCUCACAAGGGACCACAAUCCCCGCUUCAGAAGGGCAGUUGACCACCAUUGGCUGAGGACCGUCCAGGACUUCUACACCAGGUUGAAGACCACCGAGACCAGCUGCACCAAGUUGAUCCAGCUGGGCGGCUCCUUCUGCAGAGGGAACAUAGACAACGACAAGUUCUUAUGUCUGGAUGACGACGUGACGCUCACGCCCGGCAACUGCACCGUCUACUCCUUUGGCAUCGGCGACGACUCCACCUUCGAUGACCAGGCCAACUUCUAUGGGUGUGAUGUAUUCAUGUUCGACCCCACCAUCGACCAGGAACCUGUCCUCAGCACCAACUACAAGAGGCAGCACUUCUACUCCCUGGGAUUAGACAUAAAAAAAAAUCAGAACCACACGACGAAAGUGAAAUACGUGGACAACAACGAGACGAAGACUAUCCAUGGUGAGUUAGACACUUAUGAUGGCAUACGCGCCCGCCUCCACCACCAGCACCGUACUGUCCACUACCUCAAGCUGGACAUCGAAGCCAAUGAGUGGCGGGUGUUGCCGUACAUGAUGGAGCGAGGACUGCUGGACGGCGUGAGGCAGCUGGCUAUCGAGGUUCACACAAUGAACAUCAUCAAAGCCCCACAACACAUGGUACUGGACAUGCUGAGAGGGUACUGGACGGUGCUGAUGGGCCUCACGAGGAUGGGGUUCCUGCGGGCUGUCUACCGCCCCACAGUGGUCCUGGAGUCACUUUACACCGUCCCGGGCGACAACACCACCAUUCCUACCUGCUUUGAGGUCCUCUUCCUGCGCCGGGGACCUGUCUACUGAGGAGGAUUUCCCUACCUGUCUUGAGGACCUCUGCCUGAGCUAAGGCCCUUAUUAACAUAAACAAAUGUCAUAUAAUCCAGUCACAUUACACUAUUAUUACAACACUCCCGCCAGAUACAGUGUAGCUCUCACGUUAUACCUACAACGCACAGGUAAUACGAGUGACAUCACAGCUGGACUCUGGCAUUAGCGUCACGUUCCCGUCUCUCAAGUGCCCUCGCUCCUGUGUUUAGUCAACUCAGUGCGUGUGUUUACUGGUCGACUGAUAACUUUUUUUCCUCGCACAGUAAAAUAUUCAGAAAAGACUCAUCAUAUUUGGUUCCGGGAGUGACCAGACCAGACCAGACCAGACCAGAUCCGCACUAACCCAUUUAUAAACAUUCUUGGCCACCUUAGUUUUUUCUGUCUUAGUUUCCUUGAUCUUCCUCUGAUGACCUUUACGUCGUGAUAAGUCAGUGUGUAUUGUCUCUUGACCCAAUCUCAAGACUAUUAAAUCACACACACACACACACACACACACACACGACUUCUUAUGAACUUAGCUGUGUGAGUUUCAAGAGAACUUUGUAAAUACCGAGUAGAAGUGAACAUAGGGGAUGUAAAGCAGAGAGAGCCAGUCUGAUGGAUGUGUUUCAGUGAAGGAGGGAACCAAUUAUUGCGGUGAAAAUAACGAUAUCAACGAGACCUAAAAACUUGUCUUUCUUUUAUGGGAAGAACUUUAGUUCUUUGUGUGUGUGUGUUGUUGUUGACUAGCACUCUCGUUCAUAGUUUUCUUCAACGCGAACAGUAGAAGUAUGAGAAACAAAAUGGAUGAUAUUAGGGCCUUGGUAUGUACCGAAAAAAUCGAUA